Messenger RNA from Punctularia strigosozonata HHB-11173 SS5, 1545 nucleotides. RefSeq names its product alpha/beta-hydrolase. Gene Ontology annotation, biological process: proteolysis. Bases 1 to 1545 code for a protein of 514 amino acids. The transcript is spliced from 11 exons. The record is from RefSeq and is a predicted model, not a curated record. Gene Ontology annotation, molecular function: serine-type carboxypeptidase activity. NCBI's taxonomy places the organism in Eukaryota, Fungi, Basidiomycota, Agaricomycetes, Corticiales, Punctulariaceae.
AUGCUACGACCGUGUUACAUCCUUAACCUCGCCCUUCUGGGCCUGGCGCUCCUCGCCGGCACUCAAGCGCGCCGAAUGACCAAGCGCGACAUGCACGCUCGUCAGGCUGAGGCCGCCAAGCGGUUCGGUAUACCCAACUUGCAAGGUCGUGCGGCGCAUACUGGCGUGCAAAACAUCACAUUCAGCAACCCUCGCGCGUCCGAAUUCUGGGUCGACGGCACUGCGAUCCCCGAGGUUGACUUCGACAUCGGGCCAUCCUGGUCGGGACUUCUGCCUAUCAGCUCGGACCCGAAAGAGACUCGCAAAUUGUUCUUCUGGUUCUUCCCCCCUGGCCCUCAGGGAAGCCUCGACGACCUCAUCUUCUGGACCAAUGGUGGGCCUGGGUGCUCGUCUCUCGAGGGUCUCUUGCAAGAAAAUGGGCCUUUUUCAUGGUCAUGGGGUCAGGCUAUACCGACCGUCAACCAAUGGAGCUGGACGAAUCUUUCUAGUAUUCUCUUCGUCGAACAACCCGUAGGCACGGGCUUCUCGCAGGGGACACCCAACAUCACCAACGAAGAUCAGCUCGCCGAACAGCUUGUUGGGUUCUUCCAACAGUUCCUCGAGGUCUUCUCCGAGCUGAAGGGCAAGAAGUUCUACCUUAGUGGCGAGAGCUACGCCGGAACAUACAUACCAUAUAUCGCCAACUUUAUCUACGAGAACCCGGGCACACUGGAUCUGGACCUUCAAGGCUUCUACAUUUCGGAUCCCUCGCUUUCUUUCGACAUCGUGCAGGAGCAGAUCCCGGCCGUCAACUUCGUCCACAAAUACGAAAAUGUCUUCGCGUUCAACCAAACCUUCAUGGCCGAGCUCGAUUCGAUCGCCGCGACAUGCAACUACUCGGACUACUUCGAGAAGCACGUCACCUUCCCGCCCAAGGGUCUCUUGCCAUUCCCCACCGGCACGUCUUCGUCCCGCACGGCGCGCGGAUGUGACGUCUGGGAUAUGAUCUUCGACGCCGCGCUCGCCACCAACCCCGCGUUCAACAUCUACCGCAUUUUCGACACCUACCCGAUCCUCUGGGACGUGCUCGGCUUCCCGGGCUCCUUCCCGCAAACGCAACUCUCCCCGCUCUACUUUGACCGCGCGGACGUGAAGGCUGCGAUCCACGCGCCUGCCAACGUCGAUUGGACCGAGUGCUCGAACGAGUCCGUCUUCGGCCGUGGCGGCGAUCAGAGCCUCCCGCCUGCGUUCACCGUCCUGCCGAACGCGAUCGAGAAGAGCCAGCGGAGCGUGAUCGUGCACGGUCUCGCGGAUUUCAUCCUCAUCGCCGAGGGCACGCGCAUCGUGCUCCAGAACAUGACCUGGAACGGCUUGCAAGGCUUCCAGACCCCGAUCCAGAACGACAGCUUCAUCGUCGACGGCGUCGGCGCCGUCGGCACCGCGCACCAAGAGCGGGGACUGACGUACUACGAGGUUGAGCAGUCCGGCCACAUGGUGCCCCAGUUCGUGCCUUGGGCCGCGUUCCAAGCCAUGCAGUUCCUCCUUGGCUUCCGCUCGACACCAUGA